CGGCGUUGGGGACCGGAGCGACCGGUGGGAGCGGCGGAGCAGCGGCAGAAGACGAAGCACAGGAGAAAGCGGAGGCGGAGCAUUUCAUUUGAGCCGGGCGGUCGAGGUGGGCCCCAACGACCAGCCAGAGAUUCUGCUCGCCCUGUCCCCGGUCAAGUCUCCCCCCUUCCACUUCCACUUCCGCUUCCGUAACCGCCGGGUGGCCGCGCCGGCGACCGAAGCGCAUUGCCGGCUCCCGCGGCCCCCGCCCCCGAGAGAGAAGCGUGCCGGCGAUGGAGGCGGAGGACGGGCGGGCGGCGGAGGCGCAGCGGGAGAAGGAGGCCGGCAACGACGCCUACCGCAAGCAGUACCUCGAGACGGCCGUCGACCACUACACCCGCGGCGCCGCCCUCGACCCCCGCGACAUCUCCUUCCUCACCAACCGCGCCGCCGCCUACCUCCUCAUGUCCAAGUACAGGGAGUGCGUGAGGGACUGCGAGGAGGCGGUGGAGAGGGGCAGGGAGCUCCGCGCCGACAACAGGCUGCUCGCGCGGGCGCUGUCGCGGAAGGCGUCCGCGCUGCUAAAGCUCGCGGCCUGCGCCGCGGACUACGCGCCGGCGAUCAGGGCGCUGCAGCAGUCGCUGGCCGAGCACUACAGCGAGGACACGCGCGACAAGCUGGACCAGGCGGAGACCGCCAGGAAGGAGAUCGAGGAGCGGGAGCGGCUGGAUCAGGAAGCCGCCGACCACCACCGCCAGAGAGGCAAUGAAUUAUUCCAGAGGCAAAAUUAUCAGGAAGCAACAGCUCACUAUACUGAAGCCAUUGAAAAGAAUCCAAAUGAUCCCAGAGUCUUUAGCAAUAGAGCUCAAUGCCACAUCUAUCUAGGAAAUCUGCCUAAAGGUCUGGAAGAUGCCGAAAAAUGUAUUGAGUUGGAUCCUACUUUCCUGAAGGGCUAUGUGCGUAAAGCGAAUGUACAAUUCCUGAUGGAGUAUUAUGAAAGUGCUCUGGCAACAUACAUAGAGGGUCUGAAGUGUGACCCAAACAAUCUCGUUGUAAUUGAUGGCUUAAGGAGAUGUGCAGCAUGCAUUAACAGAUCUAAUGGCGGUGAUGUUGGGCCUGAUGAUUUGGAAGACAUCUUGGGAAAUGUUAGUUCAGACAAUGAUUUGCGUAAUAAACUCCAAAAACUCAUGGAAGAAGCUGCAGCACUCAAGAAGGAAGCCUCUGAUGAGCGCUUGAGGCGGAUUGAAUCUGAACGAAUGGCCAGGACAUCAGAGGACUUAUAUUUAAACCAAGUCCAACAACGAAGAGAAGCUGAGGAAUGUCUUUCGAAAAUAGAACAAGAGUUCCAACAACUUAAAGUACGACAAGAUGAGGUCAGUGAGGAAUUUCAGAAAGCCACCGAGCACAAUGAGAAUCUUCAGCAUCAGCUCACAGAAACAAUAAGAGCACUCGAGUCCAUGAGGGGCAAUGCAACGUCAGCUUCGCCUUCGUCUUCGGGAUCAGUGCUGGAUGAAAACCGCAUACCGUCAUACUUCAUCUGUCCUAUAUCUCAGGAUGUCAUGAACGACCCUCACAUUGCGGCGGACGGCUUCACCUACGAACGCGAUUUCAUCCGGAGCUGGUUCAGCACGGGCAGCGACACGUCCCCGAUGACCAACCUGCCGCUUGAACACGACGAGCUCAUCCCUAACAUCGCCCUCCGCUCCGCCAUCCAGGAGUGGCUCCAGCAGCAGAACGUGGCAGUGUGAUUAUAACCCCUCCUUCAAUCUGCGCCCUGAUCCGCCGCCGCACCUGGCUGGCACCGUAGAAGAGCCUGUGCUCCCAUCAGACGGUGUCUGUUAACGGGCGCAACAAGCAGGCAGCAUGACCAUUUGUGUGUACAGUAGAAAACGCAACGGGUUGGUAAAAACGGUCUGUGCCCUUCCUCAGGCGAUGCUUGUGCGUGCCAUGGCAUGGGCCGCCCACAGGCGCCUUCCAGCUUGUCUUGCACAGUUGCAUGACACAGGACAGGGACAGAGCUGGGAUUUUAGCAACAGCAGCCGGCCGGCUGGUUUCUCAGCCCGUGCGUGUGAGUGUUUUCUACAUUACAUUUGCUUUGGAGCUUGGGGGUCUUCUGAAAUUGCAGUUUUCUUCUUUA
Messenger RNA from Triticum dicoccoides, 2116 nucleotides. RefSeq names its product U-box domain-containing protein 70-like. Gene Ontology annotation, molecular function: ubiquitin-protein transferase activity; Hsp90 protein binding. The transcript is spliced from 8 exons. NCBI's taxonomy places the organism in Eukaryota, Viridiplantae, Streptophyta, Magnoliopsida, Poales, Poaceae. Gene Ontology annotation, biological process: protein ubiquitination. The record is from RefSeq and is a predicted model, not a curated record. The coding region runs from base 273 to 1727 and encodes 484 amino acids.